This is a messenger RNA of Capronia epimyces CBS 606.96, 693 nucleotides long. RefSeq lists its product as uncharacterized. Gene Ontology annotation, cellular component: nucleolus. The coding region runs from base 1 to 693 and encodes 230 amino acids. The transcript is spliced from 2 exons. NCBI's taxonomy places the organism in Eukaryota, Fungi, Ascomycota, Eurotiomycetes, Chaetothyriales, Herpotrichiellaceae. The record is from RefSeq and is a predicted model, not a curated record. Gene Ontology annotation, biological process: ribosomal large subunit biogenesis.
AUGGGUCGUGAAAGACAGAAAAAGAAGAACAGGUCGUCCAAGCCCACGGUGCGACCCAACUCCAACCGAACAAAGGCUGGGAAGAAAAAGGUCAACUUUUUAGGAAAUGAGACAAUAGCGAAAAACUGGGAUCGCAAACUCACCGUAUCGCAAAAUUACAAGCGAUUGGGUCUAUCCUCCAAGUUGAAUGCUGCAACUGGCGGCACCGAGAAGAAACGACUGAAAGACGGCGAGACUGAGAAAGAGACCAGAGACCCCUUUGCGAUAAGCGGACCACGAGCUGCCGCCAAAUUAGCCAGCCAAGAAGUGCAAGUUGAGAGGGAUCCAGAGACGGGCCGCAUUGUCAGGGUUAUCCGGCCAGAGACUGAUGAUGUUGACGACAAUCCCUUGAACGAUGCCCUCAAUGAUAUCAUGGAUCUUGACAGUCAAGGGCCAGAGACAAGGUCAAAGCAUGACGUGGUCGCUCAACUUGAAGCUCAAGCUGCUGAAGAAGAGGAGCUCUUGGCCACAAAGAGACGCCCAAGACAACAGAGUAAGCGAGAAGAAGAGUGGAUUGCAAACCUGGUUGAAAGAUACGGAGACGACAUUAAAGCCAUGGUAAGAGAUCGCAAGCUCAAUCCGAUGCAGCAAACAGAGGGCGAUAUCAGUCGAAGAAUCAGAAAAUGGAAAGCUUCUCGGGAAGUCACAACUUGA